AUGGAAGGUGAAGACAUAAGGUUGAGCAAAGCCAUUGACAUUGCCAGAUCUCAUGAAGCAACCAUAAGAGAUAACAAAGACAUGAGAGUCAAAACAGUCAACUAUGACCUAAAUGUCGAUGCUGUGGGACACCCUAAGUUUGCAAGGGCAGCAAAACCAUGCAACAAUGACAAACCCAGGAAAGCUAACAGAACAUCUGCCGUGCAUGAGUUCAGCCAAGAUGACCCCUAUGAGGAUUAUUUCACAGUAAGUUCUGUUAGAGUAGCAAAGGUGUCAAACAGUAAUGAUAGUGAAGCUCUACGAUCUAUCAAAGUCAGAACCCCUUGCAACAAGACUGGCUCGAUGACAAUCAAGGUCGAUACAGGGGCUAGAGUAAAUCUGCUCCCGAUAAGAGCAUUUCGAAUUAUGUUUCCAGAUUUAUUAGAUGCUCAUGGGAAGCCGAAAACCUAUCUGAUCAACAACCGUCAGAAGAAUUUGAUUGCAGUGAACAAUAUAAAACUCAAGCAUUUUGGGUUGAUCAAAUUAAAGUGCACCUUCGAUGAGAAAAACUGGAUCGAUACAGAUUUCUACAUUCUGGACCAAGAAGUUGGACCAAAUAUUUUGGGUCUCCCAAGCCUGAGAGCCCUAGGCAUGGUGACAAAUCAUGAAGCAUGGAUGCAUCCUCAACCAACCACGGCCGUCCAGUCGGUGUAUGAUUUAAAGAAAUCAUACCUGGAUCAGUUUGAUAAAAUUGGAAGUUUUCAUGGAAAAUACCACAUAGUGAAAGAGGGUUCAAGACCAGUUGUCCAUGCACAGCGAAAAUUUCCUAUACAUAAAAAGGAAGAACUUCAAAACAAGCUCGAAGACAUGGAAAAAAUAGGAGUUAUCAAAAAGGUGUCGGAACCUACAGAUUGGGUCAACAGCAUGGUUUGCACCAUGAAGAAGGAUGGCAGCCUGCGCAUAUGCUUAGAUCCAAAGGAUUUGAACAAAGCUAUAAAAAGAAGCUAUCACAAGACACCUACACAAGAGGAAUUCACACACAAGUUUGCAGACUCAAAAUAUUUCAGCAAACUUGAUGUAAAGAAUGGCUAUUGGUCAGUCACACUUGACGAGACCAGUUCGUUCCUCACUACAUUCAACACUCCCUUUGGCCGCUACAGAUAUCUCAGAAUGCCUUUUGGCCUGGUUAUGUCACAAGAUGUUUUCCAGCAAAAAAUGGAUCAGAUCCUCGAAAACUGUCCUGGUACCAUUGGCAUUGCUGAUGAUGUAGUUGUGUUUGGAAAAACUGAAGAGGAACAUGACAUAAACCUGCAUAACUUCUUCAAGAUUGCCAAGCAGAAAGGAUUAACUUUCAACAGGGCAAAGUGUGUGAUCAAGCCGGAACAAGUGAAAUUCAUUGGAACUGUCUACGACAAGGAAGGCUCUCACCCAGAUCCAGACAAGGUAUCUGCAAUCAAAGCACUGCCGAGCCCAACAAAUGUUACUGAGUUGCAACAAUGUUUGGGAAUUGUCACCUAUAUGUCGCCAUUUAUCCCAAACCUAGCUGAUGAAACUGCACCACUUAGAAGUCUCCUAAAAAAAGGUAUAGACUUUACAUGGUCACCAACCCACGAGAAGGCAUUCGAACAUAUUAAGAAUAUUCUGUGCACAGAUGCAACACUGGCACAUUUCAAUCCAAAUAAACCAACAGUAAUACAAGUAGAUGCAUCACAAAAAGGUAUUGGUGCUGCAUUAGUGCAAGAUGACAAGCCUAUUGCCUAUGCAUCCAAGUCUCUGUCUGAAACAGAACAAUGUUAUGCCAAUAUUGAAAGAGAACUACUUGCAGUGGUAUUUGGAUGUGAAAGAUUUCAUACCUAUGUAUACGGCAAAGCAUUCCUGGUGGAGAGUGACCACAAACCUCUGGAAAUGAUUCAACUAAAGAAUCUGACAGCCACACCGCCCAGACUGCAGCGUAUGCUGAUGAGGCUGCAGCACUAUGAUGUCACGAUCCGAUACAAGCCAGGAAAAGAUCUCUUAUUAGCAGAUGGUCUAUCAUGCUUGCCAUCAACGGACAACCAACAUAUUGGUCUAGACCGACAGAUCAACUUUGUUACAUUCAGCAACGAGAAACUAGUCUCACUUAGACAGGAAACCUCAAAAGAUGUCAUCCUGCAUGGACUGAAAGACGUCAUUAUUCAAGGAUGGCCAGAAAAGAUGAAAGACUUACCGAGAAUGCUGCAACCAUACUGGUCCUUCAGAGAUGAGAUAUCUAUUGAAGAUGGGCUAGUGAUAAAAGGCAGCAAAUUCGUAAUCCCAGCUUCCAUGCAGAAAAUUGUGCUUGACCGCAUCCACGAAGGACACCAAGGCAUCACGAAAUGCCAACUUCGAGCCAAAGACUGUGUAUACUGGAUUUCAAUCAACAGGGACAUUGAAGACCUAGUCCAGCAGUGUUCCAUAUGCCAAGAAACGUCAAGGUCACAUACAAAGGAAACCCUCAUCCCGCAUGAACUUCCUACACGACCAUGGCAGUAUGUCGGAACAGAUCUUUUCCAUUAUGGAGGAAAUGAUUUCCUGAUUAUAGCUGAAUACUACUCAAAGUUUCCAGUUAUCAGGAAAAUGCCCAUGCAUGUCACAAGCCAAGCUGUGAUCAAGGGAUUGAAGAACUUGUUCUCUGAGUACGGAGUUCCCGAAAAAGUAUAUAGCGAUAAUGGACGCCAAUAUAGCUCAGAAGAAUUUGCAACGUUCGCCUCGAACUGGGAAUUUGAACAUAUAACAAGCUCACCCCACUAUCCUCAGUCAAAUGGAUUCAUUGAAAGAACUAUCCAGACUGUUAAAAACACCAUCGACAAGGCAAAAAGAAGCAACAAGGAUCCAGAAAUGGCAUUAUUAACCCUACGUACCACACCACUGGAUAGCAAGUUGCCAAGCCCAGCAGAACUUCUGAUCGGGAGGAAGAUGAGGAAGGAAGCAAGACACACAGAAGCAGUAUUACGACCGAGGAGCAAAAGACCAGCCAACACUCCUAGCAGGCCAAGCUGUUCAAGUUCAAGACCACAUUACUGGAAGAUGGACACCCGCUACAGUCGUGGAGAAAUCCCAAGAACCUCGAUCAUACAUAGUCGAAACACAAGAUGGAGGUAUCUUACGAAGAAACAGACGAACAUCAGGCAGACGCCACAACCCAAGCAUCCACUUCCAGAUGAACACCAUGCAGAAGAGUCUACUGGAACCACAUGGAAUAUAGAUAACGAGCAAGAACAUGUGAGCAAGGCUCCUGAAGUAGUGCCUCAAGAACAAGAAUCAACAUGCGAUGGCACAAGAACAAGAUGUGGCCAUCUUGGUGGCAGCAUCGGUAUCGUCUCUGACUCGCACGGUGAAGGAUCCAGAAUCGAGACCAGAGUUUAA
Molecule: messenger RNA, 3363 nt
Organism: Penaeus chinensis
Lineage: Eukaryota; Metazoa; Arthropoda; Malacostraca; Decapoda; Penaeidae
Exons: 4
Coding region: 1-3363 (1120 amino acids)
Biological process (GO): DNA integration
Molecular function (GO): nucleic acid binding
Source: RefSeq, a predicted model, not a curated record